GGAUUAUUGUGUUUACCGACCUGACCGCGUAUUUAAUCCGGUUAUCGGUGACUCCAGCCUCCCUGCAGCUCCUCUAGCUGGCGGCUAACCGGCGAGCUAGCGUCACCGGCUCCUGAGGAGAGAAACAACCGCUUCCUCCUCGGGAGAAACGUCCACAGACCCGCGGAGACGAACCCGAACACGUGGACAGAUCUUCGGUCUUUGCACCGGCCGAGUCACGGGGAGCGUCCGGGUGGAUGCUAGCCGCUGCUAGCCGGUGCUAACGCUCCACUUCCGCAUUGACAGUCCGCCCUGUUCAUCAACAAUGAAUGUGGCUCAUGAAAUAGAUUUGCUGGUGCAGGAGAUUCAGCGGCUCGGCAGUAAAAAUGAUCUCGGUCAAACUACCGUGAAGUUCGGCGUGCUGUUCAGCGACGACCGCUGCGCUAACAUCUUCGAGGCGUUGGUUGGCACCUUGAGAGCUGCCAAGAGGAAGAAGAUCAUCAGCUUCGAGGGCGAGCUGCUCCUGCAGGGCGUCCACGACCAGGUGGACGUCGUCCUGCUGCAGGAAUGAGACGGAAAAUCUGGACCGGCGCUUUUCUACAGCAACUGUGGGUCUCACUGAAUCCUUCCAAAUUCUGAGCUUCUUGUCCCUGAGCUUCUGUUUCCAGUCAUCCUCCUCCAUGUUCACGGCUCAAUAUUUGAACCCACAACCCACAGAUUGCACCUCACAGUAUGCCACGUUGAAAAGACCCAGCUGCCAGGUCGGCAUAUUUUAGAGUUUUCCUGGGCUGGCAAACAGCCACAUUCAAAGUUUAAAAUGACAAAUAUCCUUUCUAUCAACCACGGGUCUGUGAUGUCACAAACGCACAAAUUGGGAGUGUUAUAGUUUUUGUAACACAUUAAUUCAGGGUUUUCUGGUUCAUGUUUGGGUAAAUUACAGUAUAUGGUAAUUAUCACAACGAAAUGCCUUUUUGAUUUUACCAGUAUCCUGGAAAUGGCAAGAUACUGGUUCCUUUUACCACUGAUCUAGGAAAAUCUCCUUUUCAUCAGCCUCAAGUGGCAGUGGGAGUUUAACCAAGACCUAAAUGAUCAAAAAUCAUGUAUUGUAAUGAUUGUUCUCACAUAUUAAUCUAGUGCAGCUUUAAUACAGCGCGAGUGUGAGUCCACCAACAGUGUCAUCUAAUGGCCGUUCCAUUUAUUGUUUACAUGAGUCAUUAAUACUACCUCUUGUGGACUUUUUAAAAAAGACUUGAAAGGACCAGUGCUGUUGGAAAUUCAACAAUUCCUUCACGGAUACAACAACGACAAGUGCAUUUAAAGAAUGUUGCACGUAUUUGUAUCAGCUUCAGCCUCCGAGAGUAGUUUUUAAUUCCAUCUUUUUUAUAUGUGGUCAACAAUGAACUGUCUCUGCUUAAAAAAAACUCCUGAACUUGCCUUUCAUAAGAAAUAGUUGAUUAACAAAUGGAGAAACCUUUUCUUUUUGUGCCUUUUUUUUUUGUGUUGCUGUUUCAUUACAGGGUGAUUGGUGCCAAAUGCAAAAGAUGAUUUGUAGUGAUUCUCAGGACCAAAUCAACAUAACCAAAAUAUGUUAAGUAACACUUGCUUUGGCUUAAAUUAGGUUCCAUGCUUGUAACACAUGUAGAUUUAUAGUUUUGUUCAGUACUGUAGGUCCGAUGAAACUUGCAGAUCAGACGUGACCAGUUUGCUCCGUUUCCCACCAGCUUAAAUCACCAUCAGUAAAUAUAAUAUCAUUGCUUAGUAUGGAUGCCCAAAGUAGUCAAAAUUUAAUGAUUGACGUUAUAAAAUAAGCACAUUAAUUAAUACCGAUUGAUUAUUUAAUAAAAUUGUCUUGAAAUGAUCAAAUUUAUUCUCAAAAUAAAAUGUCAUUGCAUUUUCAUUUAAUUCCAGCAGUUUUUUUUUUAUUUCAAAUGUAAUUUAUUUUCAAAGUGACCAUUUAAUUUUGUAAUGCUACUUUUCAUUUAGUGCAUUAUUUGCCUCAUAUCACUCUAGAUAAAUGGAAAAAAAAACCUGCUGAACUAAAAUGGAAAAGAUAAUUUUUAUGGUGCAACAGAUUCCAUAUUCAUUAGUUGAGUUAAAUAUUUUUUUUUAUUAUUUUACAGGUAAAUUUGUAUAUUAACUGUAUUAACUUUUACCUUAUAUCCAAUUUUGACCACUUGGGCCUCCAUAUAUUUGUUUAUUAUUUACAUGCACAUGAAAGACCAGCAAUCGAACAGAUUUUUGCUUGAAUGUAACAUCUACUUGGCAGCUGUUGUUCCAACAUGGAUAAUAUCAAACAUUUUCCUUCAUGUUUACACAUCAGAUACAUAUCUUCCUGUGAUAAUGGACGUGUGACUCGAUCUACGCCUGGUCUGCAGGUUUCCUGAGGCGCGUUUCAUGUUCACUGCUGUUGUGUUAGCCAAACUCGUUGUGUUUCAGGUGUUGGUUUGUUGAUUGCAUUUGACUUGAUCUAUUUGUCUGAUCACAGUUCUCAUAACUUUGUUUGUUGCAUAGAUGGACCAAAAAAAAAAUCUGGUGAAAUCAAGAGAAGGAGCUUGAUUAUAUUCUGAUUAGGAAUGACAAGGAAUAUAGAAGAAAAGAUCAGGCGUGUGUAAUAUAAUCAUGGGUUCAGUAGAAGUUGUGGGGACAUUGGAGAAAAGCCAGAGAGAGGAAGAAACCUGCUGCUUGUAUCACCGUCAUUUUGGAUUUUCAAGAUCAGAAGAGUUAUGACUCAAGCCAUUUCUGUCCACUCAUGGGUCGGGAUGCUCACGCAACGUGUUCAAGUGCUUCAUUACUGUUUUUUGUAUCGGCAAUAACAUAUUCCUGAAAGAACAGAGGUGUCUGCUAAUGUGGAAUACAGAUCAAACGAAUAAAAUCUUUACACUUGAA
Platichthys flesus (European flounder) is the source of this 2865-nucleotide messenger RNA. It is a transcript of the gene abracl, whose product is annotated as ABRA C-terminal like. The coding region runs from base 305 to 550 and encodes 81 amino acids. Gene Ontology annotation, biological process: regulation of actin filament-based process. Lineage: Eukaryota; Metazoa; Chordata; Actinopteri; Pleuronectiformes; Pleuronectidae. The record is from RefSeq and is a predicted model, not a curated record. The transcript is spliced from 3 exons.